CCCCCCCCAAGUGUUUGUACCACUGACUAUUGUGUGGAGUCAAAGUAUGUCAGGGCAGAUCUUUGUUUGUUUCAUUUAAAUAUUCAGUUCCUGUUGGGAUAACCAAACGGUCACCUAACGCUCUCAACAUAACCACCAAUUUCCAGACUUUCUCAAAUGAAGGAAUGAAAAUGAUCUGCAUACUAAGAAUCUUCUUUUGUCUCUUUUUAGCACCAAAGUUGGGAAAAACGUUCAAUGUUAAUCCAAUUCCUUGGAAGACCUUUGAAGUCAGCCCUAACACAGCUUUUGGAUACAAGGUGAUACAGCUGGAUAAAAAUAGGUUGUUAGUUAGCGAUCCUUUGAUGAGGUAUGAUGAAAAGUACAGAGGAAGGAUUUACCGUUGUGAAACUGGAAACACUGCAUGCUCUAAAGUAUCUAUAACAGUUCCUGAGUAUGCUGUAAACAUGUCACUUGGACUGUCAAUGGUUAAAGACCCAACAUCUUCAAAUACACUGGCAUGUGGUCCCACUAUACCAAGAGACUGUAGUUCCUUUACAACAUACAAUGGCAUGUGUUUCCAACUAAGUGGUCAACUCGUUGCUGGGUCUGGAAUUCCAUCGUCUCUCAAAGACUGUCCUGUUUCAGAUAUCGUGUUCCUAAUAGAUGGUUCAGGCAGUGUUUCAACAGGAGAUUUUGAUCGGAUGAAGAUGUUUAUGAAAAAUUUAAUUACACAGUUUUUAGGGCGGAAUAGUCAGUUUGGUAUAAUGCAGUAUUCCAGUCGGUUUGAUAUCGAAAUGGACUUCAGUGCUUUCAGAACUUCAGAAUGGUCUAGGAUGAUCGAUAGAAUAAGACAGCAAAGAGGUCACACUUACACUCCAACUGCAAUACGAAGAGUAGUAAAUGAGCUGUUUGUACCAAACAGAGGAGCGAGGCCAGAUGCUGUUAAGGUCUUACUGGUCAUCACAGAUGGAAAGACCUAUGGAGACAGCACUCCCUUAAGUGUUGUGGUUAAUGAGGCUGAGAGGAGGGGCAUCAUCCGUUACGCCAUUGGGGUCGGCAAUGCUUUCCAUGAUCUCACUGCACUACAGGAGUUGAGAACUAUCGCCUCCAAUCCGACAGAAAAUCAUCUGUUUCGGGUGAAUGACUUCCAAGCUUUGGAUAACCUUAGGGACACGCUAGAGAAAAGUAUCUUUUCUAUCGAAGGGACAUCAUCAGGAGAAUCCUUUAAGAUGGAAUUAGGUCAAGAGGGGUUUAGUUCAGCUUUCAUGCCCACGGGAAAAGUCUUGUUAGGUGCCGUUGGGGCAUUUAACUGGAAGGGAAGUUACUUGAUGGGAGAGGAUGUUUUUGACAGCAGUGUCAGUGUGGAGAAUGACAGUUACACAGGCUAUUCCAUGGCUGUCCCAUUGUUCCGUGGCACAAACAACCAGAGCACUGUCAUUUUAGGAGCCCCGCGAUAUCAGCACAAAGGAGGAGUUAUUAUUAUGAUAAAUAAAAGAGUACACAAGAUCCUUGAAGCCACGCAGAUUGGUUCAUAUUUUGGCGCUGAGGUCUGUGUGGUGGAUUUGAAUUCGGAUUCCAGUACUGACCUAUUACUCAUAUCGGCUCCAAUGUACAUAAAUACUGACAGAGACAGUGAAGGACAAGUGACUGUCUGUUCCCUGCAGGAUGCGCUGCGCGUAGGUGCAUCUUGUACAGAGCAGCCACUGAUGGGGGAAGCAGGGAUGAGGGGAAGGUUUGGAGCUUCCCUCGCUGCCCUCGCUGACCUGAAUGGGGAUGGAAUAGCUGAGGUGGCUGUAGGAGCCCCUUUGGAAAACGAUGGCAAGGGUGGCCUGUACAUCUUCUCUGGUGCACAAACAGGAAUAAAUCCCACGUACUCACAGAGAAUCCCAGGCUCCACAAUAGUCCCAGGCCUCAAAUACUUUGGCCAGUCUAUUAGUGGUACUGUGGACCAGAGCGGAGACAUCCUGCCUGAUCUGGCUGUCGGAUCCGGUGGGAAGGUCCUGCUGUUACGGACCAGACCUGUGGUGUUGGUGACAGUGAGAAUGACCUACAAUCCGCGCACAAUCCCAGCUGACAACUCUGACUGCAGCAAACACCUAUCUUACAUUGCAAGAGUGUGUUUCUCCAUGGUGAGCCGUACUCGGGGCCAAUCAGGAAAUCUGGAAGCACAGCUUAAUUAUACCUUGACUCUUGACGCCUUUCGAAAUGCUUUGCGGUCUCGUGCCUUUUUUGGUCCUUCCCAACCAUCCCUGACCAGAAUGCUUACCAUAAGAGGAACUUCCCAAGAUAAGUGUGAAGACCAUAAGUUCUCAAUACAAGCUUGCCCAGAAGAUGCCCUUAAUCCCUUACAAAAUCAGGUAAAAUUCAUCUUUACAGACACGCCCUCUCAACAAAACCUUUCCCCUGUCCUGCACCCAGCUUCACAAGUCAGCUCAUCCCAUCCAUUAGACUUUGAAAUAGAUUGUGGUCCUGAUAAGGUGUGUAUCGAUGACCUUAAAGUGGAUUUCAAUUUCCUAAGAGUAUCUGAAAUGCAUGUUGGCAUAAUAUCGGAGUUGAACAUACUAGUGUCAGUGGAGAACAGAGGGGAGAAUUCAUACAACACCCAUAUAAUUUUUACCUAUCCAAUAGGAUUGUCGUACAGAAAAGUUGAAGUACAGGAUGCUUCCAGUAGGGCAAGAGUUCAGUGCAAUGCCUUGCCCUUUCUGGAUGAGACCACAGUGGAGCAGAUCUCCUGCAGCAUCAACAGGCCCAUUUUCCAUAGCAAAGCCCAGGCUUCCUUUGUGCUCGGUUUUGGCAUAGAUGGCAAUAGUCAUUUUAAUAAAAACGUAACAUUUACAGCCAACGCUACAAGUGGAAAUGGACAACACACAGGGAAUGAGAACUUCAAAAGAAAAAGUCUUGGUGUAAAAUAUUCAGUUUACUUUCAGGUGACAAGCUCUGAGGAAUCAACUACUUACAUUAACUUCACAGCUGGGAAGAGUGAUUUGAAGCAACCUGUACUUCAUUCAUUUAAGGUAAUGAAUCAUUUCAGAAAUCCUGAAGUGACAGUGACUAUAAAAUCACCAAUUAAGCUGGGAGGCAAUGAUAUUUGGACCAACAGAAGCAGCCUUCAGAUUCCAGGGUGUCAAAACCAAAAGGAUGAGAAUCCGAAUGUGACCAAUUUUGUGGAGAUACUGAAGAAGACACAGAUUGUGAACUGCACUAUUGCAGUUUGUGCAGUGAUAAAGUGUACGGUUCACAUGCAAGAGCUGCAAGACACUUUCUAUAACAUCUCUGGCGAAGUAAAAUCGGGGUGGAUUGAGCAGACGCAGCUCAUGGCUCUAGAUUUGGUCAGUAGCUUAGUUCUGGAUUAUGACCGGAACCAGUUUGUUUCUGCGACUAUGGACCACGAUCCAAGUGCUGAGGUUAGGACACAUGUGGUGAUACACAUCGAACCAAACUUCACCAAAGAAAUUAUAGGUGGUGUAUUUGGAGGUUUGCUGCUCCUUGCUUUGAUCACAGCUGCGCUCUACAAGGCUGGAUUCUUCAAAAGCAAAUACAGCCAGAUGAUGGAGGAGACUGGAAACGAGACUGCAGAAGCAAGUCCUGAUGCUCCACCAGCCGCCGAAUAACAUUUAAGAAGCACUUCAUGCUUAUUUGAUAAUGAAAUAUUUUUACAUUUACCUGCAUUCAAAUAUCUUUGGAAGAGCAUAUCAUGAAAUUUGGGUUUUGUUUUAUUACUUAAGCUUAUAUUACAUUGCUAAAGCAUUGCCAAUAUGGCACAGGGAACCAACUGAUUGGAAGCUCAGCUGAAGGUUUUGUCAUGUUGGCCUUGAAACUGGAUGAAACACUGGACACAAGUACUUUUCUUUUGGUUUCUAUCAUUUUUAUUUUCUUUUUGUGUAACUCAUAUGUAUGGCAAAAUAAAAACAUGUAAAUAAAAUCUAC
Molecule: messenger RNA, 3906 nt
Organism: Paramormyrops kingsleyae
Lineage: Eukaryota; Metazoa; Chordata; Actinopteri; Osteoglossiformes; Mormyridae
Source: RefSeq, a predicted model, not a curated record